ACGGCAUUCACUUCAACACACACCAUUUCUUAUUGCGGCUGCACUCACACAAGCGUCGCAGCGUGUGCACGUGUGUGCGUUGCUGUUGCCGCGACGGCAGGUUUUGUAUGUCAUCUCUUUCGUGCCGUCUCGUGUUUUUCCUGAAUUCAGUUGGUCUGCGACCGUUGACGUGUUUACUAGUUUGUUAUUGGCGUGUAUGUGGCGUUCGAAAACUCUUUUAACCGUUUUGCGUCGUCGAAUCCGUGCGUGCGUGCAUUUUACACAUUUAUACUUUUAGCUGCUAACGCGUGCAUUACUAGUCCGCCAAGCGGCUAAAGCUUUUGCUCAUACAUUACACAUAGUGACACUCCCGCGCGCGCGCCCACAGUUGGCUUACGAAAAAGUGAAUAAUAACAAUAACGUUAGCCGAAACAACAAAGCUUAGUUGGCGCUAGCUGGUAACUCUUUUUAGCCAAAUGCGUCGGCAGAAAGCAUACAUUGCGCCCGCAAAGCCAACGACGGUAUUUCGAUCGCUGCGAUUCGCUUCGAUUUGUUGUAAGUAAAAUAAGAACGCGUAUUGUCGCGGCGAGCGCAAAGUUACGCUGCGGAUAUUAGCGCGAAAAAGAUAACUUUUGUGCGCGCGUUUAAUGUUUGCGCGUAUUUUAUUUUCUGCUUAAAGACACACACACUCAGUGUGCGGUUGUGUAGGUGUAUUUGCGCGCGCACAAUUGCCGCAGUUUAUCUACACAAAUUUGACGAUAUUUUUGGACAUAAUUGCACCGGAUACGGACACAAGCUAACGGCGGAGCGAUAAAAGCGCAUAGCGAUUUCAAGACGAUUAUACCUAUCAGUGUUACGUAAAUGUUCGAAUGGUAGCGGAAAUAUGCCAUAAACAGAGUAACUAAUUAACAAAAACAAAGUGUUAAGUAAAGAUUUAUGAAAAUUGAUUAAAAUAAUAAAGAAAAAUCUUGAAGUGAAAAGCAAAGUGACAAAUAAAGAAAAUUACGUAGAAAAUGUGCAGUGUUAAAUGAAACACAAAUUUUACUAAAAAAUUAAGCCGCCAAUUAGCUGCUAAUGUGAACGCAAAUCAAUCAAGCAGCAGUUGAUGCACAGCAAAGUAAAUAAUUAAUAACAAAAACAAAAAAAAAAAAAAAUAAAAGAAACUAAUAAAGUAUAAAACAGUGGAAAACUAGGCAAAUAAAUUUAUUUACAUACAUAACACCAGUGCGGUAUAUACUAAAAAAAUUAAAAAAAAAAACACAACAAAACAAAAUGUGUACUUUUCGACAAACUGUGCACUGAAAAUUAUUGAAAUUAAUCCAAAAAGUUAACGGUGCAAAAAAGCUGUUCGCGAAAAAUUGCGCGUGGUCGUCUUUAAUUAGUAGCAAACAGGCAACCAACCACGAGCAAAACAAAAACACAAAUAAACAAAUAAAAAACAAAAAACAAAGAUAAAAACAAUUAAUAGGAAAUUUUUCUUCGCCCUCGUUGUUCAUAAAAAACCUUCAAAAUUAUUCUCGAAAUGGAUAUGACUUCAACAGCGGAAGCUGCCGCCCGCAGCUGGUAUGACAAUCCGCGUUUGGGCAGCUCUCCGCAAGCAAAUGGCCUGGGCGGCGCCGGCGCCGGCUUGGGACAUCACGCCCUCACAGCCGCUGGCAGCACAGCGAUGGGCGGUGGCGCUGGCCUAGGGGGCGGCGGCGGUGGUGGCGGUGGCGGCCUCGGCGGCCUGGACACCACCGAUAUGAGCGCCUUUUACGCGCUGGAAAGCAACGGCCAUCACAGACGCUACUAUCCGAGUUAUCAUCAGCACACAUCCCGUAUGCCAUCGUCCCAUACAUCACCGCAAGUGUGUCGGCCGCACUUUCAUCCGCCUCUCGGUUCGUGGCUUACCAGCGAGCAUAAAUCAUUCGCACCCGCCAGCCCAUGGGGCAGUCCGUUUGCAUGCCCCCAAGAUCCACAGGUGGACCAUAAGGUCGGCCAAAUUGGCCAAAGCCAUCAGACGACGGCGGGCCAACAUUCAUUUCCAUUCCCACCGACACCGCCAAAGGAUUCCACACCCGAUUCAGUACAAACCGGUCCAUCGGAGUAUCAGGCCGUUGUGAACGCGUUCAUGCACCAAGCGCAAUCGACCGGCACUACCUCAAUAGCGGACACGAGUUGUGCGCUGGACAUAAAGCCCGCCAUACAGAACGGCCUCGGCAGCCUGACGCACAAUGGCAGCCAGCAAUCGUCGGCGGCGCCAAAGCAGCGAGAAGGUACCAACAACAAUAAUAAUAAUAAUAAUAAUAACACAAAUAACAACAACAAUAAUACAGCGAAUAGUUCGCACAACAACAACGGCAGUAGCAAUAACAACAGUAGUGCGAACAAUAAUAAUAACAACAACAACUCCGCCUCCGCAGCGAAUAACAGCAGUCACAAUGUACAUGCACACUCCUCCAGCGCCAAUACCAUAUCCCUGAAUGGCUCCAGCCUAUUCGAUGGCACCGCGCAAGCGCACUACGCCAACAGUUUAGGCAAUAGCAGCAGCAGUAGUGGACUCGGUGUGGGUCUUGGCGGUAAUGGACUCACAGCGAACUCGUCGCUUGGCAGCGUCGGCAGCAACGCGAGUGCUAUGGGUGGUUAUGACGGCACCUAUGCUUCAUAUGCCGCGCAUCAUCAUUUGGCCAACACCUCAGCGGCGGUGGCACAUCAUCAGGCGGCCGCUGCAGCUGCGGCGGGUAUGUUUCAAAGUUCCUCAAUGGCAGCGGCGGCUGCAGCGCGACACAGCAUGUCGGGCAGUCAUCAUACGCAUCAUCAUAUGAUGGGUGGUGGGGGGUCGGCGGGUGUGUCGUCCGGUCUGGGGCAAAGUCAUGGUGGUAUUGGUGGUAGUGCUAGUGGUAUGAGUGGAGGCGGCGGCAGCAGCGGCGGUGGCAGCAUUGGCUUAGGUGGCAGUUUGGGUGGCAAUAUGUCGGCUAGUCACGGCCAUGGGCAUGGUCAUGGUCAUAGCCAUCAUACGCACGGCCACGCGCACAAUCAUAGUCAAGAUGUAAAGCCGACGCGUACGAAACCGAGAACCAGUGCGGAGGGUCGUGAAUGCGUUAACUGCGGUGCCACAUCAACGCCAUUAUGGCGACGCGACGGCACUGGCCACUAUUUGUGCAAUGCCUGUGGUCUCUAUUAUAAAAUGAAUGGACAAAAUCGUCCACUUAUCAAACCAAAGCGAAGACUGACACUACAGUCAUUACAAAGCGCCGCGAAGCGAGCGGGGACAUCAUGCGCGAAUUGCAAAACCACAACGACAACACUUUGGCGGCGGAACGCCAGCGGCGAACCAGUGUGCAAUGCCUGCGGACUCUACUACAAGCUGCAUAAUGUGAAUCGCCCGCUAACCAUGAAAAAGGAGGGCAUUCAAACGCGCAAUCGAAAAUUGUCGUCGAAAUCAAAGAAGAAGAAGGGUUUGGGUGGCCCUUGUCUACCCAUUGGCAGUCACUUGGGUAUGGGCGAUUUCAAACCACUCGAUCCAUCUAAAGGUUUCGGUGGCGGCUUCCCAGCUUCGAUGGCACAACAUGGCCAUCUUUCCAGUGGUUUACAUCCCGCACAUGCGCACAUGCACGGCGGCUGGUAUACCGGCGGUAUGGGCGCUUUAGGUGCUUCUAGUGGCUUGCAGAGCGGCUUCUCGACAGCUGGUUCACUGGGUGGCGGCGUGGUACCACAUUCGCAGCCUUACCAUCUUGGUUUGGGUUCGAUGGGCACCUGGCGUACGGAUUAUACGUGAUGGAGCGGGAACAAUUUGAAUAAUAAUUUAUUCAAUUGAAAGUAAACAAGGCAAAAACGGUAACGCAAAUCAUACACUGCACGCAAUGCGUUUAACGGCAAACCGCACACAAACAACAUGAGCAAAUUUGAGCACAAAAACUACCAGUGAACCAAAAGAGUCUUUAAGUAAAAUAAACUAGCUCUACAACAACAACAUGAUACUAAAAGCAACCAAAAGGAACGUAAAAGCCGUAACCGAACGUCUACGCCUACAACGUAUGCCAACAGCAACAAUAUAUAUGGUAUACUAGUUACAACAAACAUAACCUACAACUGACUACAACAACAACUUGCAAAGUACAACAAACAACACAAGAACUUGAAAAUAUUUGCAAACAAAAAUUUAUGCCGGAAAAUUUAUGUUUCACCAAAAAUUCAUUGCAAACUCUUACGCGCGUUCUCCCUCUCUCACACACACUUCCUUUCACAUACGCAGCAACGGUACUUUGUAUUACUGUAAGGCGUUUUGGUUUUGGUUGCGAAUACCGGGAUUAUCCUGUCGCCGCCAACAUUAAUGAUUGCAACUAAAAAAGAAGUUCAAGUGGUGUGCAACAUCAUUAGUGACCAACAACGAGCCCUCAAAGCAACCACACAAAGGAUCCACACCAAAUCGGCAUAUCGAAUACCGAGUUUCGCCUGCAACCAAGAUUUACUCAAUCGAGCGUGAGAUUGUCUACAACAAAAGCAAAAAACCGAAAAGAUUGCGAAAACUCAAUUUCGGCUUGGUCACUUCUGAGCCGUGCGGCCCUCGGUCACGCUGCACUUGUUGCCAGCAGUUAAGCCGCGCUUAAUUGCUCUUCGUCUUCUUUGCCUCGUACUUUACCUUCUCGAGUGUUUUGCAUUCAACGAACGAUUUCACGAACGGCUAAGCCGCUGAUCGGUCUGAGCUACUGUUUAAACCGCAGCAUUGUGGCUUAGCCAAAGGAUUAAAUCAAGUGCGGAAUUGUUGUGUUGCUGUGCGCCAUUGUUUGAGGCGUGGCUGUGUGUGUACUUGUUGUUGUUGUAUGAAGACUUAGAGGAGAGCAGACAAGUGCUUGGCGCCAGUUUAUUUGACAUAUUGUUAGAGGUGUAUUAGUUAGUGGUGCUUACUUGGAACCCAGACUAAUCAGUUUCAAUGAAAACAAUUAUGUUAGAAUGUACAUACAAGUAUAUUUGCUAUAAUAUUAUACAUAUGUUGUUGCUAACUCCGCUGAGAAACUAUUGUAAUUUAUUUAUGCCUAAAAAUAUUUAUAGUUAUAAAUGUAUGCAGUUUUAAUAGUUAAC
Molecule: messenger RNA, 5040 nt
Organism: Bactrocera oleae (olive fruit fly)
Lineage: Eukaryota; Metazoa; Arthropoda; Insecta; Diptera; Tephritidae
Gene: grn
Product: GATA binding protein grain
Biological process (GO): negative regulation of transcription by RNA polymerase II; positive regulation of transcription by RNA polymerase II; cell fate commitment
Molecular function (GO): RNA polymerase II cis-regulatory region sequence-specific DNA binding; DNA-binding transcription factor activity, RNA polymerase II-specific; zinc ion binding
Source: RefSeq, a predicted model, not a curated record